Messenger RNA from Rhea pennata, 964 nucleotides. RefSeq lists its product as uncharacterized. NCBI's taxonomy places the organism in Eukaryota, Metazoa, Chordata, Aves, Rheiformes, Rheidae. The record is from RefSeq and is a predicted model, not a curated record. The transcript is spliced from 3 exons. Bases 31 to 660 code for a protein of 209 amino acids.
GGGGUCGCUGAGCGCUCGGCCGCGGACGCCAUGGGGCCCCGGGGCGCCUGGCGCUUCGUCGUCGCGGUCGGGCUGUGGGCGCUGGUGCCCGCGGCCGGCGGCUCGCGCCGGCAGGACGACGUCGGCGCGGCCCCGGCGCUCCGGGCGGACGAGGCCGGGCGCUACCUCGCCGAGGCGGGGGACCCCCGCGAAGACGCCGGGCGCUGCGGCCUCACCUUCCGCACCCCCAGCCCGUGCGGCUCCGGCGGGCCGCCUCCGUCCGCCGCCACCCGGGACGAGCUGGACCAUCUCAAGAACCUGCUGGAGGACACCAGGGCCAGCCUGAGGGAGGUGGAGACCGCGGCGAAGCUGGAGGACGGCGCGGCGCGGUACCAGGAUAUCAUCGCGGAGGCGUUGCCUGCCAUCCACGGGGCUAACCUGGAGUUUCAGGAGAGCCUGGACAACGUCCGCAGGGAGCUGGAGGCGCACGUGGCCCAAGCCGAUCACCCGCAAGUGGCAGAGAAGAGGCAGAAGCUGCGGGCGGGCGCGCGGGCGCUGGCGCAGGCGCUGCGGCUCGCCGGGCGCCUCGCCGGGCGCCUCGACGCCGCCUCCCGCCGCCUGCAAGCCGAGCUGAGCCAGCGCCUGCGGCGCUCGGCCGCCUGGGCCGCCGCGGAGCCCUAGGAGCCGGGCGGCGGAGGAGAAAGCCCCUGCCGCGCUCCGGGGACGCUCCGCCACGCCGCCGCCCUCCCCUCGCCCCGCGGCGCCUCGUCUCGGCGCUUGCGUCGCCGCCGACCCGGCGCGAAACCUCGGGCUUCAGCAGCGCCCCGCGCGGAGCCGCCGACGGGAGACGGCGCGGCCGCCCGCCGCCCACGGCCCGCCCCUCCGCAGCCGCCGCCGCUCCCGGGAGCCUCUGGGUCGCUCCGCUCCUGCUUCUCCCCCCCCUUCCCAGCGAAUCAAUGGAGUUGGCUUUGCUUUUUUUUUUUUA